ACCUGACACAAGAAAAUCAAACUUCUGUUACACCAGAUGAAGCAUUGGGAGAUCAGUCUCUAGAUAGUGUCAAGAAUCUGGAGAUUUCAUUGAACAUUCUUGCCGUAGACCAGGUUGAAACAAUCUUGGAUCAAAAUUUCAGAGUGGACAGCAUCUGUAAACCUCAAGAUGGUAGUGAUCUCUUGUCUGACUUUAAUUCUGUGAUGUCAGUGGAUCUUCCAGCAAAAGUCUUGGAAAUUGUGUCUACUGUGAAUGUAGGUAACUCAGAAAAAGGUAUGGAAGAUGAUGUUCAUUUUAAUAAAGAAACCAAUGCAGGGAUCUUAAAGAAAAUUACUGUAGAAGAAUGCAGUUCUCGCCUCCAUCUUUCAGAAGGACUUGAAUCACUAAUAGAACCUACUCAGAGGUUUCAGGAAGAACAUUAUUCUUCUGUUGGAAUUGCUGUCAAUGAGACUGAGACAGAAGUUUUUGACAUUGGUUUGGUCAUCGGCAGUACCUCAGUAGAGACCUCAGAAGAUGGUUUUGCAGGAGAAGAUAACUCUUCUGUUACUCUACAUGAGAUAUCAAGUGUACAUUUAGGAGAUCAACCUGUAGAUCCUAUCAAGGAGCUGAAGAUUCCAUUAAGCACUGGAUCUCCUGCUGAAGACAACAUUGAAGUACUUGUUGGAUCCAUCUUGGCUUCAUAUUCUGAAGCACUGGAAGGAGGUGGUGAUAUCUUACCUAGUGUUGACCCCUCAGCAGAAGACACUGUUUCUACUAUGAAUGUAGAGGAAAUAGAUGAGGGUUAUUCCAAUGAUGAAGCCAUUGUAGGUAUCUUGUCAGAGACAGUCUGUGUAGAAGACCCUGAGGAAUAUUACCCCAAGGUGUAUCUUUCAGAAGAACUUGAAUCCAACACAGAGCAUGAGUAUACAUUUGAAGAACAUCAUUAUUCUUCCAAUGUUGUCAUUGAGACUGAGGUAGAAGCUGGUUACAUCAAUAAUGACUUCAAAAUGACUGAAACGGAUCCUUCACUAGAAACUCACAAUAACCUUAUUGAAGACUAUACACUGGAAAAGCUCUCACAAAGUAAAACAGAAAGUCAAUCGUCCAAAACUCUAGAUUAUGCAUCUACAAGGCAAUUUGAAGAUCUUAAAGUUGACAAGUCUGUUGUUCCUUUGGAAAAUGUAACCCUUGUUGAAGAUAUUGAUUUAGUUUUAAGAUUCACCUCAGCAGUUCAAGGUGAAGGUGAUCUCUUAUCAGACAUUAAUUCUGUCAAGAUGAAUAGUCACCCAACAGAAGUCAUUAGGGCUGUCUCUACUUGUGAAGAAAACAUAUUGGACCUAAGUAAAGCAAGAGAGAUACAUCAUGAAUCCGCUGUUCAAGCUGAUAUCCUUUCAGAUACUGUCCCAGAUGAACAGGAGAAGAUCCAUAAUAAUGUCUCUGAAGAAAUUGUAUCCAGUCUUCAGCCCAUCCAAAAACUUGAGGAAAAUCAACACAAUUCUUCAUCUCAAGUCUCAAGUGAAGAAUCAUGCAUUGGUUUUGACAUUAUCAGUACUUCAGAAGGAAAUGGAAAAGUUCUACUUGAAGAUCAAGAGGACAAAGAAAUGGAUCCUUCAGCAGAAACUCACUGUAGCCUUAUCACAGACCACACAGUGGAGAUGAUAUCGGAAAGUAAAGAAGAAGAAGAAAGUCAACCAUCAGAAAUGCUAGAUGAUGCAUCUAGAAGAGAAUUUGGAGAUCUUAAAGUCAAUGAGCCUGUGAUUCCUUUGGAGAUGGAAUAUCAUGUUGAAGAUAUUGAUGUCAUUUUUGGAUCCACCUCAAAACUUUCUCAGGGUGAGGAUGAUCUAUCUGCUAAGAUGACAGAUCACAGAACAGAAGUCAUUAGCCUUGUCACUACUACUGUUGAAGAAGACAUAUCAGAUACAAUUAAAGUAUGUGAAGUAAUAGAUGAAUCAGCUGUUCGAGUAGAUAUCCUUCCAGAUACUGCUAUUUCAGAUGAUCAGGAGAAGAUCACAAAUAAUGUCUUAGCUAUUUCUUCUUCAGAAGAACUUGGAUCCAGUCUUGAACCUAGCCAAAAACUGGGGGAAUAUGAACACAGUCCUUCAUUUCCAGUUUCCAAAGAAGAAUCUCUCACUGGUUCAGACAUUGUCAAUAGUGCAGAAGAAAAUGUACCUGUUCUACUAGAAGAUCAAAAACACAAAGACAUGGAUCUUUUAUAUGAAGUCCAGUCUGGAAUGACUUUAGAUUACUUAGUAGGAUUCACAACAAGUACGUCUACUGUCAAGGUUAUUGCAUCGGAUGAAGCUGCUGAGUCAGAAAAAGAAGGUUCUGAGGAAACCACUCAAGAAUUUGCUUGUUCAAAACUUAGUGAGGAACCAGAGAAGAAGCUUAAUGAACAAGAUUUCUCAACAGUUUCGACCACUGGCACCCAUCCUACAGAAGACAUCACUGGUUUUGAGAACAAUAAAUCCUUAGAAACAACAGAUUAUUUUGGGUCAUCAGGCUUGGAAAUCCAGCUGCUUCCAAGUAUGGAUCAUACUAAGCAAACAGGGAUGGAAGGAGAAGGUAAGGAAAAGAUUUCUAAUGAAGAAGCCUUGUGUUUGGGUCAAAACAAGCCUGUCAUCACAAUCCGCACCGAAGAUCUGCGACAAUUAACAGAGCCACCAACCUAUAUAGAAAUGAGCGAAGAUCAAGAGAGAUCUGUAGUGGAUCAGAAAGGAACAUUGACGGAACCAAGUGUAGAAGAAGAAGACGACAUUGACAACAACCUGCUCCCUCAUAACACAUUGGACAUCAGUGCCCAGAAGAGUCGUGUCCAGUUACGUAGAAAAACCUCUAUUCGCCGUAAACAGGGCCAGCGCCAAGUUACACCUGACAGUGAACUCGUUGAACCCCCACAGCCAGUCAGCAGGCCUCGGCCGAUGGGAGUAGCCAUAUUUCCAGGAGACUUGCCGGUAUUUCCAGCGACUUCUGCCAUGACAUCUGUUGCAUCACAUUCUCCAGAAGAACCCAAGGAAGCGAAGCCUGCAGAGGAGGAGUUCCUUAUAAAACCCAAGAAGGGGAUACCAAAGCAUGCUGGGUUCGGGAUCCCACAUCCUCAGAUGAUGCAGGAGUUACAGACGCGCCUGAAGAAGAAGAAGCCAAAUAAGUGACCAGAGGGGGGGAUCCUGGUAAAUGCACAUAAUGUAUUGUAAAUACAAAAAUUUAAUAAAGAUUGUCUAAAAAA
Bufo bufo (common toad) is the source of this 3202-nucleotide messenger RNA. It is a transcript of the gene APOBR, whose product is annotated as apolipoprotein B receptor. The record is from RefSeq and is a predicted model, not a curated record. The transcript has 3 exons. Bases 204 to 3128 code for a protein of 974 amino acids. NCBI's taxonomy places the organism in Eukaryota, Metazoa, Chordata, Amphibia, Anura, Bufonidae.